UCUUCAGUUUCCUUUUCCUUCUCGUUUUCGUUUUCGCUAUACUUGGCCAUAGAGUACCAGUGAUCAAGAUUACGGAAUCAUUUUGUCCUCCGUCUCGUAUCGCGAAUACGCGACAAGUCAACAGCGAAGUACGUCUGCAGAGAAAACCGUGGAGUACCAGGAAGUGAAGUGAUGGCACAAGUGAUGCAGUAUCAACAGAUGUGCAUGCCGACGAUGUCGCCGAUGCCAGGCAUGGCGCCAUUGUCUAGCCUACCAAUGCCGAUGCAUCAACCUGCCACAAUUGACUACGGAAGUUCAGGCAUUCACUAUCAACCGUAUAAUCCGGCAUUAAGCAGUCAUCAUCUUCAGACCAGCCAAUCCAGCUACUGGUAUCCUGGCUCAACGAGUCACAGUCAAAUUACGGAGCCGCUCACGCCGCCGGCGUACACGAUGCCAAGUGUUUCUAGCAGUACAACCUCGUGGACCACUCAAACUCAUCUCGCGCAGCCUCAACUCACGGCUAUCCCCGCGAUUCAACACUACUCGCUGCCGCCAAGUCCGCCGGAUCUUCCACCGAGUCCUCAAGAUCACGCUUCCUCUUAUCAGUGGCCCCUCACCCCACCAGCGGAUCACCACUUCUUGACCACGGAGGAUACCGGAAAAUCUGGCAGAAAGUGUAUAAGAUGUCGAUGCCCGAACUGCCAAACGGACAACGGAGCUCAACUCGGAGUCGACGGCAAGAGACAGCACGUAUGCCACGUGCCAGGAUGCGGUAAAGUGUACGGUAAAACUUCUCAUUUGAAGGCACAUCUCAGGUGGCAUACCGGCGAACGACCUUUCGUCUGCAACUGGCUCUUCUGCGGCAAAAGGUUCACCAGGAGCGAUGAACUGCAGCGUCAUCUUCGAACGCACACGGGAGAGAAAAGGUUCGCUUGUCCUACGUGCGGCAAAAGGUUCAUGAGAAGCGAUCAUUUGACGAAACACGUGAAAACGCACGAGAAUCAAAAGAAGAAAAGCUCCGCGAGCAAAAAGGAAUCCAACAAGGAGAACUCGUUGCCCCCUGGAUCCACGCAGAAUCCGUAUCCUUCGAUCGGUGGACAAUACGCUAUGAUUUAGGCUCGGAAAUGGCAAGCUGGAUUGAAAAUG
Molecule: messenger RNA, 1125 nt
Organism: Eufriesea mexicana
Lineage: Eukaryota; Metazoa; Arthropoda; Insecta; Hymenoptera; Apidae
Product: transcription factor Sp5
Exons: 2
Coding region: 172-1095 (307 amino acids)
Biological process (GO): regulation of transcription by RNA polymerase II
Molecular function (GO): RNA polymerase II cis-regulatory region sequence-specific DNA binding; DNA-binding transcription factor activity, RNA polymerase II-specific
Source: RefSeq, a predicted model, not a curated record